This is a messenger RNA of Paraphaeosphaeria sporulosa, 1188 nucleotides long. RefSeq lists its product as uncharacterized. The record is from RefSeq and is a predicted model, not a curated record. Bases 1 to 1188 code for a protein of 395 amino acids. NCBI's taxonomy places the organism in Eukaryota, Fungi, Ascomycota, Dothideomycetes, Pleosporales, Didymosphaeriaceae. The transcript is spliced from 4 exons.
AUGCAUGCGAUUGAGCACAAGCGUGAAAAGGUGGAUCCGGUCCCCUCUAACGAGCGCUGCUGCAUCUGUCUCCGCGACUUUGAUGACCCACCGGACCUAGCAGAUAACGAGCCGCCGUGCAAGCCAAUGCAGCUGCAUCCGUGUGGACAUCUCGUCGGUGACAGAUGUCAUGCGAAGCUCGAUUCUCACCACCAGGGCGACUGCCUGCUCUCCACAAGCCUGGUCACGUACACCACACCGGUCUUGAAGAUGCUAUCUAUCAUUUGCAAGAUGGACCACCUCAGCCAUGUCUCUCCCGUUGGACUGCUGAGCGACGCGCCUCGUUUCUCUUAUUCCUGGCUGUACUUCCGCAGAGAUGAUUUCCUGGCAAUCCACGAACAUCUCAUCGCAAAUGGGGUUUCUGACAUGCAAGCCCAGCUCUUCAAUCGCGGAGCUUACACCAAGCGCGAGGCUUUUUCACUCUGGUUUACCCAUCUCAAGUUUCUCUUCAUGUACCUGACGACGGUCACUCUGCCCUGCCCCGAAUUACAUGACUACGUUCUCGGCUGCUUGGUCGGCGGGGCCACCGGAAUCGCGGCUACAGUUCUUGGUUACUGGAAGAACAGUCGCAUUCUCGCGCCGCACCUCGAACGUGCCGUUCAGCCCUGCGUGUUGAUAUGUGGCAUGGCUUUCGAGUUGUGGUUGACAGCGAAUGCGAAGGCAAUGCAUGUGGAGUCAGGCAUCAAGGCCUCGAUAUAUUUUCUCUUGACACCGUUCGUCCUACACGCCGUCUUGUAUGCGUUUGUGGCCGGAUGGUUGAUCCAUCUAGGUUGGCGCCACCGCAUGCCAACUUUGGUUUGGUAUCAUCGUGGCUGGGAGCAUCUUGGGGAUGGAGAGUCAUGUCAAUUCGAGAGGCUGGCCGUCUGGGCGUCAAGGUUUGGAGCGAAACUACAGUCGCCCAGUAGGACGGAGGCGUGCCACCAGGAGACCGGUUUCCUUUCAAUCAGCGUACCAGGCCAUAGCGGCACGAAACAGCUGGCGAUUGUGCCGGAAGAUGUCCUUUGGACACAAUGGCCUGUCGUUGUGAACGUUGAAGCGCCAACGAUAUCUAACGCACAGUCGAUCGGUGGUCCGACAACGGUCCAGCAGCGCGACCAUGCUUGUGGAGACGAACUAUCGGGAGACCCCACUUCAACUGGCAACUGGUGA